AUGCCUCUCCCGGACUCAGACACUCAGGUCAAAGCCUCCAGCGAAGCUGCGGAGACCUUCGUCAGUCACUACUACCAGGCCUUGAACAGUCGAUCGACGCUACUUCCCUUCUACAUAAAUUCCUCAUCGCGGUACUCAAUUGCUGCCGAUAUUUCUAUCAACGGCUCCGUCCUUGCGGCACCUGCCGAUUACACCAAGCUACUAGAUGCGCAAGGGCAAGGCGUGCGCUACGAGAUAGAAUCUCUAGAUGCGCACGUUAUCAACCCUUCGUCACAGUACGGCGCACCUGAGCAUAUCCACGAUAAUAACCGAGUAGAAAAGAAUGGUGGCCGAAUGACUAUUGUGGUCACGACAAUGGGAAGAGUUCAAUUCGGCAAGGGACGGGAAGCACCUCGGAAAAUGUUCAACGAGACCUUCGUGCUAGUACCAAACUGGGAUUCUAUGGCCAGGAACCCUCCUCGAGGCAUCAAACGUUGGCUCAUCAUGUCGCAAAACUUUCGCGCAUUGUAA
Messenger RNA from Metarhizium album ARSEF 1941, 510 nucleotides. Its product is annotated as Nuclear transport factor 2 domain containing protein. The transcript is spliced from 2 exons. The record is from RefSeq and is a predicted model, not a curated record. Gene Ontology annotation, biological process: protein import into nucleus. Gene Ontology annotation, cellular component: nuclear pore central transport channel. NCBI's taxonomy places the organism in Eukaryota, Fungi, Ascomycota, Sordariomycetes, Hypocreales, Clavicipitaceae. Bases 1 to 510 code for a protein of 169 amino acids.